AUGGGUGAAGAAGAGGUCGGGCAAAAGCGACAGAAGGCGGUUGUCCUGGUGCUAAGGGCGGCGGCCUUCCUGGCCACCGCAGCUGCAACCAUUGUGAUGGCACUCAACAAGGAAACCAGAACCUUCGUAGUUGCCACCGUUGGUACGACCCCUGUCACUGCCUCUAUCACGGCUAAGUUCCAACAGACCCCUGCAAAUGUGUUCUUUGUGAUAGCCAACGCAAUGGCUAGCAACCACAACUUGAUGAUGAUUGGUUCCGACCUGCUCGGCCUUGAUUACAGAGGAUUCAAGCUACCCUUAGUAGCCAUUCUAGAUAUGUUAAACGCGGCGCUGCUGUCAGCCGGGGUGCACGGGGCGGCUUUCAUGGCGCAGCUGGCGAAGAACGGCAACUCGCACGCCAGGUGGAACGAGAUCUGCGAUAAGUUCCAAGGUUACUGCAACCGCGGCGGAAUAGCCAUUCUUGCCUCCUACGUCGGGCUGCUGGUGACGUUGGGAAUCACCGUGGUGUCCAUUGUGAAGCUCCUGAAGCCCAAGCCACAGCCCCAACCUCUCGCCUCUGAGAUUGAAGUCCCCUAGAAGAAGAAGAAGAAACAUAGUCUUGUGCCGCCGCCGGUGGCGCCUUUUAUUGCUUCGCCCCAGUUGUGUGUUGAUUAGGUUCUAUAAAGUAUAAACCCCAGGCUGAAUUUCUUUCAAAGUGUGUGUAAAACCAAAACCUUCCAUUUGGCCCCCUUUGUUUUUGGUUUGAUCCAUCUGGCUACGUGAGAAAUGUUGUUGGUGUUUGUAGCUCGAACUGGACACUUUUUUUACUAGGA
This is a messenger RNA of Linum tenue, 812 nucleotides long. NCBI's taxonomy places the organism in Eukaryota, Viridiplantae, Streptophyta, Magnoliopsida, Malpighiales, Linaceae. The record is from the annotation of a GenBank genome assembly.